AUGGGGGAGUGGACCAUUCUGGAGCGGCUGCUCGAGGCUGCUGUCCAGCAACAUUCUACCAUGAUUGGGAGGUAAGACUGUCCUCCUGCCACUCAUCACCAGUGUGUGUGUAAAAGUUUUUUUGUGUGUGUUUUUUGUGUGUUUUUGUGAUGGGAAAUGCUUGUGUGUGUUUUUGUGAUUGAAAGUGUAUGUGUGUGUGUGUGUGUGUGUGUGUGUGUGUGUGUGUGUGUGUGUGUGUGUGUGCGUGCGUGCGUGCGUGCUGGUGUUUUGGCAGAUAGCCUAAAUGACCAAAAUGUACAUGUAAAUGUAUGUGUGUGUUUGAGUGUUAACUGGGUUGGUGGUAUCCCUGAGGACUGCCCUUCUCUCUCAGGCUGGUCCCAGCAGUAGCCUCUACUUUCUGCCCCCUCCCCUCCCCACCCCUUCUGUGCCCAUCAUUAGUUAAGGGAUAAGCUAAUUGCACAUAAUCAAUAGCUGGUAUUACUGGGCAUUAGGGCUAAUUCAGCCGAGCUCCUGUGUUGAUUUCACCUAUUGGUCCUGGUAUUGAUGGAGGGGCAAUGGGAGUCUCUAGUAGCAAGGGAGAGGAGGAGGGAGGAGAGCGAGACAUACCGAGAAAAUAGAUAAAGAGGACAGAAAUGAAGGUGUGGAUGAGAGAGGAGCAAGAUGAGAUGACGGAGGAAAUUAUUCUGAACUUGGCAGAGGAGAGAUUGCUUCUUGUGGUUUUGUGUGUUCUGUAGUUACUGGAGUGUAGUGGCAGAAGGUUAUGCAUGAGCAGAUUGGAGUCUUAUUAGCAGUGGAGAUGUACUGGGGACAAACAUACUGUGAUGGCAGAUUUUUUUCUCUGGCAUGUGAAAAAUAUGCUUCAUCGUCUCUCGCCUGUGUGAUUAGUCAAAUUCAAAGUGUGAUUUUCCACCCAUUAACCACAAUGUGACUUACUCACAUUGGUAAACUGCACUCGUCCCCUGUAUGGAAUAAUCACACACAACAUUGCCAUUUCCAUAUGCUUGCUUACCCAGUGAAGCACACAGCUGUAGGAUUUCAAGAUUGCAGUACAGUGCAGUAGAGAGGAAGUCUACAGUGUAGUCUCUCUCUGUCCUUCUGUGUUGAGCUAGGGAGCUUGGCUACCUGUGUUAGCAUGGAGGCCAGCUGCACUGCUGUGCUCAUUAACCUCAACCACAGGUAGUCCCCAGCAAGGGCAAAGCCUGACCUUCUCUCCCAUGCAAACACAGUAUAAUCACUGUGUGUCUGUGUUUGUGUCUGUUUUUGUGCUUUUUUCUGUUUUUUUGUGUGUGUUUGUCUGUGUCUGUGUUUAUCUGUGUAUGUGUUUGUCUGUGUAUGUGUGUGUGUGUGUGUGUGUGUGUAUACAUACAUGUUUAUCAGAGUAUGUGGCUAGAAGGCUUUAUACAGUAGGCUAUAUAGAGACUGAGGGCGACAUUUUCGUAGUGCAAAAGCACUGGGCAAAGUGCAAACAUUACCAUAAACCUAAUUAUAAUCUAGCAGUGCUAUUUCAUUUUAAACUUUUCUUCAACAAUGUGCGUUGUGAAGAAGCAACUAUUUAUGUAUUGCUUAGUUUACUAAACUCAAGUUAAAUAAUUGACUAAAUAAUCAAAUCGGAGGCGAUUAUUUCACUUGAGUUUAGUAAACUGAGCAAUACAUAAAGUCGCCUCUUCAUAACACACAUUGUUUAAGAAAAGUUUCAAAUUAAGUCACUUUGCUAGAUUAUAAUGAGGUUUAUGGUAAUGUUUGCACUUUGCACAGUGCUUUUGCACUAUGCAAUGUCACAACAAUGUUCAUGGUGUUAAAUGUUGGUUGUAGUGUAGUAUCACUAUAGUAUUAUUAUUUCAUAUUACUCAACAUGGUGGAUAUGAAAAGGAAAAGGAAUAAUUAUAACCACAAAUGGUGCUAAGUAGCAUAAAAAAUCAAAGUUCAGGCACUCAUGUGGGUUUGCAAGUUAAAAAGCCUUUAAUGUGUGGGCAAAGUCAUAAUUUAAAUACACCAAUACGUAUCGGCUAGCGCCUUCAUCAGGCUGUCCCAAUGGUGGAUAUGAUUUGGGGUCAUGCUAAAGUAGAUCAAAGUUCUGAAAGAUACUUAUAAAGUAGACCACACAAACAACCAAACCGUAUAUGUGAGAGUGUAUAAAUACUGUAUCUCCUCAUGUCUCUAAGUGCCAUACGAUAAUGAACAGGAUAAGGGAUCUGCAUUUUCCUCACAUCUCCUUUGAGUUUAGAUCAAGCCCCUGUCUGGCAGCUAGAAUCAAUGAUAGUCUGUCGGGUGCAAAAGAGGAAGAAAUUAAUCAGAGAAUGAAAAAAUGCCUACAAUCAUUCAGAAGCAGAGACAACUCUCUCAAUUUGUCUGCGGUGUCUGACAGAGAGCAUUAUUAAUGCUGACAUGAACUUCUGUUCAUGUCUUUUAUCCUUAAUCUGAGCACUGCUGUUGAUCAUGCAUUUACAGGCCUGAUAAGAAAGGCUUUCCCCAAUAUCAAACAUAUUUGAUGACUAAUUCUCCUCAAGCUAAACGUGGGUUGAUCCUUUUCAUCAUUGUCUCCAUCUGUAGUAUCUAUACUGUGUGGCGUAAAAGGCAUUGAGAUGAUUCCACAUUCUAUACCAGACGUGGUCAGAUGACAAAAGUGGUCAUGUGAAUUGUGAAAUGGGUGACAACAGAUAAUGGUCUCCUAUUUGAUGGCUGGGAGUUUGUACAUUUUGACGCUCAGUAGCCUACAUUCCUCUGGUUUCUCCUGCCGCUGGUGAGGACAUGAGGGUGUGUUGUAACUGAUCCCUUGGUGUUUGGGCCAUGUUUAAUCUCUCAGUCCUGUCUGUGUGGGCUCUAGACGUUAGCGGUAACUGAUAUCUCUGUGGUGGCCCUCUAUCAGUCCAUUAUGCCUGUCUGUCUGUGUGAACUUAAAUACUUAAUAGCUACUGCAGCUAUGGGACUAAGUGUUUAGAUACAUACAUGGUGUGUGUAUUCAGGGUGAUUAUUUCAGCUACUGUAAUGUGUUGGUGGAGGCCUGGCUGUGAAAUUGUUUCAUGUGGUCAGACUGCUAUUUCAGAGAUGUGGCUCUUGUAGACUCAUUAUACAUCAGACUCAGGUCACUUGUGUUAUGUGGAAAGCAAUUUUGCACAUUCAGUACUGUAUGUAAAUUUAGCAGUAGUCUGAUUAGAAUACGUGUACAUGUACACUACCGGUCAAAAGUUUUAGAACACCUACUCAUUCAAGGGUUUUUCUUUAUUUUUACUAUUUUCUACAUUGUAGAAUAAUAGUGAAGACAUCGAAACUAUGAAAUAACACAUAUGGAAUCAUUUAGUAUCCAAAAAAGUGUUAAACAAAUCAAAAUAUAUUUUAUAUUUGAGAUUCUUCAAAUAGCCACCCUUUGCCUUGAUGACAGCUUUGCACACUCUUGGCAUUCUCUCAACCAGCUUCACCUGGAAUGCUUUUCCAACAGUCUGGAAGGAGUUCCCACAUAUGCUGAGCACUUGUUGGCUGCUUUUCUUUCACUCUGCGGUCCGACUCAUCCCAAACCAUCUCAAUUUGGUUGAGGUCGGGGGAUUGUGGAGGCCAGGUCAUCUGAUGCAGCACUCCAUCAACCUCCUUCUUGGUAAAAUAGCCCUUACACAGCCUGGAGGUGUGUUGGGUCAUUGUCCUGUUGAAAAACAAAUGAUAAUCCCUCUAAGCCCAAACCAGAUGGGAUGGUGUAUCACUGCAGAAUGCUGUGGUAGCCAUGCUGGUUAAGUGUGCCUUGAAUUCUAAAUAAAUCACAGACAGUGUCACCAGCAAAGCACCCCCACACCAUAACACCUCCUCCUCCAUGCUUUACGGUGGGAAAUACACAUGCGGAGAUCAUCCGUUCACCCACACCGCGUCUCACAAAGACAUGGUGGUUGGAACCAAAAAUCUCACAUUUGGACUCAUCAGACCAAAGGACAGAUUUCCACCGGUCUAAUGUCCAUUGCUCGUGUUUCUUGCCCCAAGCAAGUCUCUUCUUCUUAUUGGUGUCCUUUAGUAGUGGUUUCUUUGCAGCAAUUUGACCAUGAAGGCCUGAUUCACACAGUCUCCUAUGAACAGUUGAUGUUGAGAUGUGUCUGUUACUUGAACUCUGUGAAGCAUUUAUUUGGGCUGCAAUUUCUGAGGCUGGUAACUCUAAUGAACGUAUCCUUUGCAGCAGAGGUAACUCUGGGUCUUCCAUUCCUGUGGCGGUCCUCAUGAGAGCCAGUUUCUUCAUAGCGCUUGAUGGUUUUUGCGACUGCACUUGAAGAAACUUUAAAUGUUCUUGAAAUUUUCCGUAUUGACUGACCUUCAUGUCUUAAAGUAAUGAUGGACUGUCGUUUCUCUUUGCUUAUUUGAGCUGUUCUUGCCAUAAUAUGGACUUGGUCUUUUACCAUAUGCUUGUUAAUUGAAAUACAUUCCAGGUGACUACCUCAUGAAGCUGGUUGAGAGAAUGCCAAGAGUGUGCAAAGCUGUCAUCAAGGCAAAGGGUGGCUAUUUGAAGAAUCUCAAAUAUAAAAUAUAGAAAAUAGUAAAAAUAAAGAAAAACCCUUGAAUGAGUAGAUGUUCUAAAACUUUUGACCGGUAGUGUAUAUGUGACAGUUCUGUUAUAAUCCUGCUGACUAGAUUCUCUUCUGACUCCAAAUCAAGUCUCUGUCUCCCUCCUGCAGUCACUGUGGCUUGUACUCUCAUUGUGUGUUUGUCCUAACUGUCCUCUAUAGGCUUUCUACUCACACACUCCCCCCCUUUCUCUCUUCAGUCUGACACAUACACCCACACACACGCCUGUGGUCUCCCUUACAAAGCGUUAAUGUGCUCUUCCAGGAGAGAAAUAAGCCUGGGAGUUCCUGUAUUAAAUCAGGGUUAAACACCUUGCAGGUAAAAGGGAAAGGAAGUGUGUUGAUGCAUCAUUUUCUACACUGCAAUGCUGUAGUGGGGUCAGUGCCGGAGACGAAUGGAGGACUAGUGGAUCAGGGAGAGAUUAAACAAUGGAAACGAGGGAUAGGGCUGCAGAGGCAAGAAGGGGGUUUGGAACAUGAAAUCAUAGAGGAGAGAAGAGGGCAAGUUUCCAUCUGCAGAGGAUCUUAGAUGGGAGCACAGGUUGUUAUCACAAUCAGUGGCAUGGAGAAUCUGUGUCAUUGCUCAUUACGCUGGAGACGCUAACUGACCCUAUUGCAGAGGAGACAGCCAUGCUGGAUUGGAUACACCCACAGGCUACAUUUUAGUCAUUUAGCAGACACUCUUAUCCAGUGAGUGCAUACAUUUUCAUACUGGUCCCUCGCAGGAAUCGAACCCACAACCCUGGCGUUGCAAGCGCCAUGCUCUACCAGCUGAGCUACAUGGGACCUACACACACACACACACGUACACACACACACACGCGCGUGCACGCACAAAAGCAUGUGUUUUUCAGAUGUAUUUUAUUUAAAACAUUUUCAAUAUUUGAUACAUAAUAAGACAGCUGUUACAUAUAUAUAUAGGGUUGUGGGUUUGUUUCCCACAGGGGUCCAGUAUAAAAAUGUAUGCACUCACUAACUGUAAGUCGCUCUGGAUAAGAGCGUCUGCUAAAUGACUAAAAUGUAAAUAUAAAUUAGUUAGCAUUUGCUUAUUUUACAUAGUCCCAUAUUCACAGAGGAGAAUAGUGAUGCCAUUUUGGGAGAGAUGACAUACAAUAUUCACCAACUAGCUCAAACACUAAUUGAAAGGGGGAGAGGGAGAGAUGGAGAGAGAGAGAGGGGAGAGGGGUGGUGGGGAGAGGGAGAGAGAGAGAGAGAGAGAGAGAGAGAAGGAGAGAGAGAGAGAGAGAGAGAGGAGAGAGAGAGAGGAGAGAGAGAGAAGAGAGAGAGAGGAGGAGAGAGAGAGAGAGAGAGAGAGAGAGACAGAGAGAGGACAGAGAGAGACAGAGAGAGACAGAGACAGAGAGGAGGCUGAGAGAGAGAGAGAUACAAAGGGGGGGGGGGGGGGGGGGGGGGGGGGGGGAUUAGAGAGAGUGAGAGAGGAGAGAGAGAGAGGGGGAGAUGAAGAGAUGCUUCUGCAGUGUGAUAGCCAGUGUGUUGUAAUGUAAUUCAGCUCUCUAAUCUCUGUGCUUGGUCAGGUCUUCAUUAUGUGCUGCCAUAAGCAAUUAGCUGUGUCUUAUUAUGGAGACAUGCUCCGUAUGAGAUGAAAUAACAUUUUCACUCUGGGUGUCCAGUAUGUGUGGCUGAAUAUUAUGUGACUGCUCUCUGUUUUUGUGCACUGUCCAUAAUGUAUUUGUGUUACUGCAAGUUCUGGCUGUAUGCACACUUAUUUGUGAGUACUCAUGGGGUGAGCUAGUAUGUGUUUGAGAUGUACAGUGUAUACAUGAGUCUGUGAGCAUCAUCAGUGUGUGUGUGUGUGUGUGCGUGCGUGUGUGUGUAUGUAUGUGAGUGUGUAUGAGCUGGUGUGUGUGUGUUUUCCCUGUGCAUCUGGGGUCAGUGCUCAGGGCCGGUGUAGCCCCUGGAGGCUGACAGCAGCAGCUGCUGUGUGGAUGAGUGUGUGAGAGCCUCUAGAAGAGCCAGGGCCUGGAUGUCCAGCCAACACACCAGCUACUACAGCAGCUACCAUAGACCAUACCUCCAAAACCACGGCGUAUUCACAGCCUGGUUCGCGACGAGGCUGCCAUAGACCUAACACUGGAGCUACUAAGACCAAUUACACAGCCUACAGAUCAGCUAAACUAAAGUAUACUGUAGAAGCAAUACAGCACAGCUGCAGAGAGUUUAGAGGCUACACAUAAUAUGCAUUGCAUAUAAAGCCUUUCAGGCCAUACAGCAUUACCAACACACCAUUGCUAGUAUAAACCAUAAUUCAAUAGACACUGGCUCUACACUCAGUGUACUUGCUGUUUCUAUACCUUUCAGCAUAACUGUAGGAGUUCUAAGAGCCUGCUCCGAUUCAUGACUAUGACAUCAUCCUAGACCAAAGACAGCUAGAGACUCAAGUAUCCACUUCGGCUGCAAUGCUCUUUAGCUGGAUGAGCUAAUUGGGUCUCCAAUCAGAGACCUGGCUGUGGUGGUUUACUGGAGGCUGCAGGGUGGUUCACAUCACAUUACAUACCAGCCAAGAACACCUUCCUCACUGGUACAUUCAUCUGGAUAGGCUGUUUCUAUAGUAACUCACAACUGUGUAUAUGUGCACAUUUGAUGCAAUAUCCUCAUUAAGGGAUGAUUCAUCAUCAGGAUUAUUGGUGAAUUUAACACACACAGUAUGAGCAAAUCUAUAGCAUUUUAUAGACCUUGAAAGUAUUGUUUCGUCACCAUGGGGAGAAUCCUAUGGUUUUCUAGGGCACACUGUAGGGCACUCAGUGUGAGAUUGUGUCACGAUCGUCGGAGGAAGUGGACCAAUGCGCAGCGUGAUAAGUGAACAUACUUUAUUUUUUUCACCACACGAACAAAACAACAAACGAUACGAAACGUGAAGUCCUUGGUUACAAUACAAACCAUACGGAACAAGAUCCCACAACACACUGUGGAAAACAGGCUGCCUAAGUAUGGUUCCCAAUCAGAGACAACAAUCAACAGCUGAUACACGUUGCCUCUGAUUGAGAACCACACCGGCCAACAUAGAAACAAAUGAACUAGAAAAUCACCCUAGCACACAAAACACAUAGAAACAACACACCCUGGCUCAACAUAACAGAGUCCCAGAGCCAGGGCGUGACAGAUUGACUGAUGUAAGACAUGAUCAUGUUCCAGCCUGUCUUACUGUAAGUGAUCUGAGGCUGGAGCUUCGAUGCCGUUGUAAAGAGUUGUGUAGAUGUGAUGCCUGGAUCCCCAUCCUUGAUCUUCUGGACCAGUUCAACCGGUUCAAUCAAUGGCCUCGAGUACAUGACGCCGUUUGCUUGAUUGAAGAGCUUCCAAAAAAGCAGGCGAACUUCUAAUGAUAGUCGAAAAUCUUUUUGAUCAUCUGCAGGGGGCAUCGGAUAUUCAGAUGGUGAGGGCUUAGGGGCCUUCCUGCCUUAAUUUGCUCUAAUGUAUGGGCCCUCUCUCUGCAGGGCUUAACAACACUGAUGUUUCUAGAUGACCUUCUUCCACUGCUUUCUGCUAAUGCAGCAAUCUACUCCAUUCUGAUUAUCCUGUUCUACAGCAGAAUACCACACACACACACACACACACACACACACACACACACACACACACACACACACACACACACACACACACACACACACUCACACACACAGCAAUCCCAAACCAUCUCACACAUACACCCAAACAGCCCAACACCUGAAUAAACCAACAGCUCAGUACUGCAGUAAAACUCACACUGUGUGCCACCUUCACAUCUCUCCAGUCAAACAUCGCAGGCAAAGCAACACUGUGAAUUCUGCAGAGCCUAAUAGAUGAGAGGGAAACUUAAUGACCUGUGCCUUUCCCGGGAAAUACAGAACAUGAAAAUAGUUGCUACUAUUCAAUACAAGAAUACAUAAAACAUGAGGCAUAAUGAACACAUCCGUAAUGUUGAUUAUGGGUUAGUUACAGUCCUAUGCUGUGGACGUGUGAACAGACAGCUUGUGUAGUGUAGCGUAGGUGUGGCGGUGCAGGGCAGGGCCCACCCCUCUGAUGCAGCACACAGCAGGUGUUUGAAUGAUGAUGACAAUCACUCGUUGCGACAGCAGGACCUGGACCAGGCUGCACCAAGGGAACUGCUGCCACACAAACUCACUCAGAGCAUUUCUGUGACGACUUGACAGUGCAGAGACUCUGUCACACGCAGACUCUUUCAUUGUUGAGAUACAUACAGAAGCUUGUCUUGUUCUAUUAUGCAUUCAAUACAUUGACAGGACAAUCAGCUGCUACAGCUGUAUAUAUUCUCACAUUUCAAAGCCCAUAGAGACAGUAGGGAUAAUAAGGUUCUUUGCCAUUAGCUUUUGGAACAGGAUACAAAUUCCAUUUUCAUCUAGCAGUGUCUGUUAAAUGCCUUUCUGAGAAACAUCAAUACCCUCACUCCCAGUCAAACCAUCAAGGAGACAACCACUUACAGUGCAUCUGGAAAGUAUUCAGACCCCUUCACUUUUUCCACAUUUUGUUACGUUACAGCCUUACUCUAAAAUUGAUUAAAUUAUUGGUUCUCUUCAUCAAUCUACACAAAAUACCCCAUAAUGACAAAGCAAAAACAGGUUUUUAGAAUGUUUGCAAAUUUAUAAAAAAUAAAAAACAGAAAUACCUUAUUUACAUAAGUAUUCAUACCCUUUGCUAUGAGACUCGAAAUUGAGCUCAGGUGCAUCCUGUUUCCAAUGAUCAUCCUUUAGAUGAUUCUAAAAGUUGAUUGGAUUCCACCUGUGGUAAAUUCAAUUGAUUGGACAUGAUUUCGAAAGGCAAACACCUGACAGUGCAUGUCAGAGCAAAAACAAAGCCAUGAGGUCGAAGUAAUUGUCCGUAGAACUCCGAGACAGCAUUGUGUCGAGGCACAGAUCUGGGGAAGGGUACCAAUUUUCUUUUGCAGCAUUGAAGGUCCCCACAGUGGCCUCCAUCAUUCUUAAAUGGAAGAAGUUUGGAACCAUCCAGACUCUUCCUAGAGCUGGCCGCCCAGCCAAACUGAGCAAUCAGGGGCGAAGGGCCUUGGUCAGGGAGGUGACCAAGAACCCAAGUGUCACUCUGACAGAGCUCCAGAGGUCCUCUGUGGAGAUGGGAGAACCUUCCAGAAGGACAACCAUCUUUGCAGCACUCCACCAAUCAGGCCUUUAUGGUGGAGUGGCCAGACGGAAGCCAUUCCUCAGUAAAAGGCACAUGACAGCCCGCUUGGAGUUUGCCAAAAGGCACCUAAAGGACUCUCAGAGAAACAAGAUUCUCUGGUCUGAUGAAACCAAGAUUGAACUCUUUGGCCUGAAUGCCAAGCGUCACGUCUGGAGGAAACCUGGCCCCAUCCCUACGGUGUAGCAUUGUGGGGAUGUUUUUCAGAGGCAGGGACUGGGAGACUAGUCAGGAUCAAGGCAAAGAUGAACGGAGCAAAGUAUAGAGAGAUCCUUGAUGAAAACCUGCUCCAGAGCGCUCAGGACCUCAGACUGGGGCAAAGGUUCACCUUCCAACAGGACAACGACCCUAAGCACACAGCAAAGACAACGCAGGAGUCUCUGAAUGUCCUUGAGUGGCCCAGCCAGAGCCCAGACUUGAACCCGAUUGAGCAUCUCUGGAGAGACCUGAAAAUAGCUGUGCAGCGACGCUCCCCAUCCAACUUGACAGAGCUUGAGAGGAUCUGCAGAGAUGAAUGGGAGAAACUCCCCAAAUACAGGUGUGCCAAGCUUGUAGCGUCAUACCCAAGAAGACUCGAGGCUGUAAUAGCUGCCAAAGGUGCUUUAACAAAGUACUGAGUAAAGGGUCUGAAUACUGUGUCUGUGUGGCUGUGUGUCUGUGUGGCUGUGUGUCUGUGUGGCUGUGUGGCUGUGUGGCUGUGUGUCUGCGCGUGUAAUUGUGUGUUUGCUUGUGUGAUUCCCUGCAUACAUGUGUGUUCUAUAAGAGUGGGAGUGUGUGACAGUGUGCACGUACACGGCAUGCAUUGAACCUCUGAAACACCAAAGGUGUAGAGAUCUCCUCUGUUUUAUUUUCACACACUGAAGGGAAGUGGAGCGUACACACAGCUGCUCCAAACACAGACGGCCAGACACACAUGCCACCUUGCACAAGCAAGGGAUACACAGGGAAUACACAAGCACACACACACACAAGCACACACACACACAGUACAUGCACACUCACAUACACACAAAAAUAAACAUGCAUGCACAUAUGCAAACACAUACACAUACACAUGCAAUACACACCCACCACAAAAUACACACACACACACACACACACACACACAUGCACAUGCAAGGCCCAGGUGGUGUGAGAACAAUCCUGCAGCAGCAUGCAACUCUAUUUAAAGUCUGUACCAUAGUACCACAUGCUCUACCCUGUCUACCCUGUCUGCCUGCUCUGUGUUCCAUCACAUCUGCCUGUCUUUCCCCUUGCUUUAGCAUGUUUGUCUCACUUUACAUAUGCCUGUCUAUCUGUCUACAUUCAUAAGGUUUCUGUAUCUUCUCACCCCUCACACACAGUUCAUGUGUCUCUCACUCCUUCAUCCCUCCAUCCCUUGCUCUCUUCUUCUCUCUCUCCCUGAGCCUCUGCUCUGACUGGAUCAGUAGGGGGUUGCUGUGGUAACCGGCCAUGGAGAGUGGGUGUGGGGGGAGGUGGGGCUAAUUUUAAAGACACACCAGGGUCUUCUUUGACACUGCACUAUAAAACAACUAGGAGAGAGAGAGGGAGAGAGAGAGGGAGAGAGAUGGAGUGGGAGGGAGGGACAUAGAGAGAGAGGGAGCAAGAGAGAGAUAGGGGGAGAGGAAUUAUAAAUGGCAGCACAUGUAUUCCGCAGUGCUAAAGACGUUAAUCGAACAGCCACUGGUAGCUGCCUAUUGCACGUAAAUGGAUGCUAACUAAGCUGCUUAGCAACAGCGGAAAUGAGGGUCUGCAUCUUCUAAGGAACUCUACAACCUAGUGUUCCAAAUGAAGUGCACACACUCAGUCCCAUUGAACACUUCACCAUCAGUCAAACCAAUAAUAUGGGCUAAAUAAUCAAUACACAGAAAGGGAGGAAGAAAGAGCAGGAGGGGCGGGGCAUUGCUUUAGGACAGCACUAGUAGUGCAUUUUAAACAUAGCUGAUGUCAUUUGGUUGACAUUUUUACUGAUGCCAGUGGUGCAUAUUGCAGCACUUAAACCAUGUUUAGGUGAGGAAGCAUUGAUAAAGUAUAAUAGCCUAUAUAAUGGUGUUUAGAUCUUCUGUGUGUGUGUGGAUAUAGUAGUACUGGGUAGAUUGAGGAGGAGUGGGAUUAGGCUCUCAGCACGUCUCCACAGGCAGAGCUGAGAGGGAGAGAGCUCAUCUCUUAUCUGUCUGCUGUUGAAAAAUGAAUGGAGAUGCUGGCUGAAUAGGAGACAGGAGGGUUACGCUCAGCCAGCAACAUGAUGGAUAUUCAUGCAGGGAUCCACAUGUUCAUUAUCCACAGCAAUGACUGAGACUAUCUCUCCUCUCCUACCUUUCUUCUUUGCACACUGCAGCAGCUGAAGGAUUCGUGCACACACAUGCACUCACGGGCACACACGCAAGCUCACACUUAUUCACACACAAACGCACACACAUAGAGUGACUACUACACACAUCUGAUCAAACUUGUCCUUGGUGUGAGAGCUGCUUUUGUCUCCAUUGAUUUGCUGUGGUUGAGCAGAGGUACAUAUAAAGUACAGCCUUUAUUGGCUCAAGACAAAUGAUGUCACUCUAACUCACACAUGACAAAAGCCAAAGCCAACAUGCAAACACGUUGGCUUUGGCUUUCAAUUAAUGAUAAUAGACGAGUAACAUGUCUAAUUAAUCAUGUACUGUCAAUAUCACAGUACUUACAAUGAUUCUUUGUUCUACUCUGUGUCACAUCUGACUAGGGUUGCAAAAUUCUGGGAUCUUUCAAUAAAUUCCCUGGUUGGAAUAUUCCCAGAAUCAGGAGGAAAUACUGUAAGUAGGAAAUCCAAAAUCCUCCAACCAGGAUUAUUGCAAAACCAGGACAUUUAUUGAAAGAUCCCAUAAUUUUGCAACCCUAGCUACAUUUUACACUCCUCUUAACACAUAACUGAAAUCGUGUCUUCCCCACCCCUCUCUCUUUCUCUCUCUCCAGGAUACUGCUGACAGUAGUAGUGAUCUUCCGUAUUUUGAUAGUAGGUAUAGUGGGUGAAAAGGUCUAUGAGGACGAGCAGAUAAUGUUCAUCUGCAACACUAUGCAGCCGGGCUGCAACCAGGCCUGCUACGACAAGGCCUUCCCUAUAUCCCACAUCCGCUUCUGGGUCUUCCAGAUCAUCUUAGUGUGCACGCCCAGCCUGUGCUUUAUCACCUACUCUGUGCACCAGUCCGCCAAGCAGCGUGACCGCAGUUACUCCAUGCUGCACCCCUACAUAGACCAUGGUCAUGCAAGUCACCACAGUCGCGGAGGCGACCACCAUGCCCGCAAGCUGCGCAACAUCAACGGUAUCCUGGUGCAGAACCCUGACAGCGGCAAGGAGGAGCAGGACCUGGAGGUCAAGGAGAUCCCAAAUGUACCCCGGGGGCUCACGCAGGCCAAGAGCGCCAAGGUGCGGCGGCAGGAGGGAAUCUCCCGCUUCUACGUCAUCCAGGUGGUGUUCCGUAAUGUGCUGGAGAUCGGCUUCCUGGCAGGCCAGUACUUCCUCUAUGGCUUCAAUGUGCCAGGGAUGUUUGAGUGUGACCGCUACCCCUGCGUGAAGGAGGUGGAGUGCUACGUGUCACGCCCCACAGAGAAGACAGUGUUCCUGAUCUUCAUGUUUGCGGUGAGCGGCAUCUGUGUGCUGCUCAACCUGGCUGAGCUCAACCACCUGGGCUGGAGGAAGAUCAAGACGGCCGUCAGGGGUGUUCAGGCCCGCAGAAAGUCCAUCUGUGAGGUGCGUAAGAAGGACGUGUCGCAUGUGUCCCAGGCCCCCAACCUGGGCAGGACCCAGUCCAGUGAGUCAGCCUACGUCUGA
Molecule: messenger RNA, 13488 nt
Organism: Coregonus sp. 'balchen'
Lineage: Eukaryota; Metazoa; Chordata; Actinopteri; Salmoniformes; Salmonidae
Source: the annotation of a GenBank genome assembly